Messenger RNA from Penicillium antarcticum, 402 nucleotides. Its product is annotated as DASH complex subunit HSK3 family protein. The record is from RefSeq and is a predicted model, not a curated record. Lineage: Eukaryota; Fungi; Ascomycota; Eurotiomycetes; Eurotiales; Aspergillaceae. Gene Ontology annotation, biological process: attachment of spindle microtubules to kinetochore. The transcript has a single exon. Gene Ontology annotation, cellular component: DASH complex. Bases 1 to 402 code for a protein of 133 amino acids.
AUGCCUAUCCCCCCAAUCCACCGCCGCCAUGACUCAACACAAACAACCUAUAACCCCGGCCCCUCGAUGCCCCCAAACCCAUACAAUCAAACCCAAACCUUCACCCAAACAACAAGCACACAACCCCAAAUCCCCUCCUCCACUCCCUCAAUGUCUCAAGCCAAGACCCGCCAAUAUGCCCAUUUACACGCCCAACUCACCCAGUUAAACGCUAACCUCGCUGACACGGAAAACUUGCUUCGUAUGACUGCUGUACAGGCGGGUGAUAUGCGUUUCCUGGGUGGGUAUAUGGGGGCUCUGUUUAUGGGCUCUGCUAAGGUUCUUGGGGAAGAGGGAGUUCGCGCGAAUGCCGAUUUGGAUUCUAGGGAUGCGGUUGUUAAGGAGGGCGGCGAGGAGGAGUGA